Molecule: messenger RNA, 381 nt
Organism: Brenthis ino (lesser marbled fritillary)
Lineage: Eukaryota; Metazoa; Arthropoda; Insecta; Lepidoptera; Nymphalidae
Source: the annotation of a GenBank genome assembly
AUGACUUUGGAAGCUUUUGAGCUUUUAAUCGGCAAAGUUGUACAGACAGACAGUUCGGGUACAAUCCUUGAACCGCUUGCGCCGGCGACGGCGGCCGCAAAACUUUGUUUUACAGGACUACUUUUCUUCUUGUUUCAAGGUUGCGGGUGUGUGGGGCGGGGCGGCGUGGGCGCGGCGUGCGCGCGCAUCCGCAGCGUUCCUCCCGCGCGACCUGUGCUCGGCCUUUGCAUAGUCCGCGAAUCGCGCACCACGAACGAACGCCGCGGAGUUAACUCCGCUACAUUUCACUCUCCGCCGCUCGCCGUACGUACUACGGAUAAACUUUUACAAGUAGCGCUACGCGGUGCUACACGUUUUGUAGACGCUACGAACGAAUAUAAA